CUUUCUUCACAGAAUUGUCCCUGAGGUGAGUGUCUUGUAUCUGUAUCUCACUUUUCCAGGAUUAAAUAAGAUCACCGCAGACUGUAAGCUCAUAGGAGCAAAAUUAUUUUCAUAUUUUAAUAUUCUAAUUUCUAGAAUUUAUAAAUUGAUUUAAAAAAUAAUAAUACUAAUCAGGAUGACAGUGAAUCUGUAAUAAAAAAAAAAGUAUGAUUCCCAACUUCAGAUUAAAAACAUAAACUUCACACUAUUUGACAAUCGUAUAAACUGCAGAAAUGUGUCCUAUGUGGCUAUUAUCGCAUGCAAGGUGUAAAUCCCUGAUUAGCUCUCCACACUACCCCAAUAGUCUACUAAUGACAAUUAAAUAAAGAACAUGAUCUGCAUGCACUCCAUUCUCUUACAAUGUGGCCAAAUGCUGUAGACCUUUUGGUUUGUUUUUGUUUAUUGGUUAAAUUUUUUUCCAGAUUUUACGUAUUAAAUUGUCAGGAAAGUCUAUAUGGAACUAGUCUUUAUAAAAUAUUUCUAAAAGUCAUCUUAAAUAACAAGGUGUGUAUGGAGGGUAACUUUAUUAUCUUGAAUUGUGUGUAGAGUACAGUGAAAACUCGGAACUCAAACUUAAUCUGUUCCAGAAGGCUUUUCGAGUUCCGAUUUGGUCUAGAACAGAAUCAACAUUUCCCAUAAGAAUAAAUGUAAAUUUGAAUAAUCCGAUCCAGACACCCAAAGUUAAAGCAUUUUAACAUAAAUUUUACAGUUUAGCCCCUUAAGGACCGCGGACGUACUAGGCAUCCUGCAAUACCUCUCCUGACUGCCGAGGUGCCGAGUGAGUGAUCACCCCCGGGUUGCCCCACGUGGCGCCCAGCAAUGUAGCAGAGCAUCGGAAGCCAUUGGGCAGGCAUCCGAUGCUCUACCUGUGUGCUGAGUGCCUCAAGGCACUCAGUGAAGACAAAUAAAAUCAAUAAAGUCAAUAAAACAAAAACAAACAGAAUACUUGAUGCCUAAUGUAUGGAAGCUUGAGAUAGCUGUUGUGGCUUCACAAGCAUGUAUGUCACGCUAGAGCACAACAAAAAUAAAGAAUUAAAAAAACAAAACAGAAUACAAUAUUCUGGAGAUAUUGCUGAAAACAUAUUGGGGUGUUCUUUGUCAGUAACAAAUAACAGGAACUGAGAAUCCAUGCCUAAAGUACAAUGUGAGAGAAUAACAACACAAAAAAAUGACUACCCAAAAGGUUGACAAAGACUGGUGGUAGAAUUAGUGCAUGGAAUGUGUUAAAAUACCACCAUUUGAAGUACCCUAGGGUGUCUACUUUUCAAAAAUAUAUGGUUUGAUGGGGGUAAAUUACAUUGGCCGGCUUCAGAAAUGUCUCAAAUAGGACAUGGGUGCAUGAUGACCAGCUGUAAAAAUUCCAAGUUGUUAAACUGGAACGCGCACCCUCCAAAUAAGGUCUUUUAGCCCCCAGAGAACCAGACAAACCUAUACAUGGGGGGUAUCACUGUACUCAGGAGAUGUUGCUGAACACAUAUUGGGGUGUUCUUUGGCAGUAACCCUUAAAGUCCUCCGUACAUGUAUUCUUAAAUUGCUGUGUGUGUCAAAAAAAAAAAAAUCACCAAUAAUUUUUUUUUUUUAUUUGGCAUGGAUUGGUGGUAAAAUGGCUGCAUGAAAGAGUCAAAAUACCCCAAGUUUAAUACCUUAGGUUGUCUUCUUUUAAAAAAUAUAUACAUUGAUAUGAUGACAAUAAUGGUAUCUUUAGAAAGACCAUUUAAUUACGAAAACAAAACAGUAUAUAAUAUGUGUGGGAACUGCAAAUGAGUAAAACGAAAAUUACAGCUAAACACAAACACUGCAGAAAUGUAAAAAACGGCCCUGGUCCUUAACGGUAAGAAAAUUGAAAAACGAGGUUAAUACAUUACAUGCAUAAAAUCAUAUAUAAAAAAAACACAAUGUAUGGUAAAUGAAAAGAAAUGAUGAGAGUUGAUGGGGUAAGUGGGAAAGAGAAGAAAUAUUUUUGGUUGGAUGUGGAUAGGUUACAUUUAAAAUGUGUCUAAAGUGAGACAUAGCUUUAUAAUUGAACAUGUUUGUGGCAUUAUUUGUUUAGGUACCAAGAAUCGUUCGUGUACCAAGACAUUUUUUACUUAAAUUUUUUGUUCGACUACCGAAUUGUUUGGCUAAGGGAUCGUUCGAGUUCCGAGGUUCCAUUGUAUAUUGUUUAAUUGAUUACUGUCUCUUUCUAAUUGGCUGGAGAUAAUGAAUGCAUGUAAGAUGUGUUUGUGAGUUCGUCACCAAGGUAUGUACAGUCAGGAAUCACAGUGAAUUGAAAAUUUAUUUAAAAUUUAGGUCACAAUUUCCAUAUUUUCCAACCUUGAUUUGUGUUCAUUUGGGAUACCUUGGAUUACAAUAUUAAAAUCACUUAAUUCGCUUUGAAUUCCUGAUAACUCUGCGAGUCAGUUGCUUCCAAAAAAAGAACAUUGCAAAUGUUUUAUUUUUCAGCUUAUACAGAGAAUUAUGGUAAAUUGAGAAUUAACUAGCAAACAUUUAGGCAAAAAUACUUUCAACUCGUUUUGCAAUUUUCUAAUUACCUUCACAAUCCAUUCCUCAACGUGUACGCAAUAUUGUAAUAUGCAGGAGUCUCUCACGAAACUAAUAAAGAGAUUUUUACAGAGCAAAAACGCUGUACAACGCUACAGCACAGACUGGUGUAUUCAAAAUAUUGACAAUAUUUAUAAUGUUUCCCAGGUGAGAAAGGCAACCCUUUGCAGGAUGUGGGUAACAUGCACAGUCUUUGCUUUGAGCAUGUUUUAUGCGGCAGCUCAGGAGGUGACAAACACGAACAGGACGGUAGCUUUGGAUAUUGAGAAUAUCGAGAACGUGCCAGACGUUACGAAAAUCAUCAACUUAAAAGAUGUGUAUGCGAGAAAAGGUAUAUUUCCCAAUGAAUGUGUUGCUUUAUGCACCAUAAUCAUCUAUCUCUAUUCAAGUCUAGAUUUGCAUUCUUCUUAAUCUCACACACUGGAAUAAAGAGCGCUUGGGUUUAUUUACGAAACAAUGAACUGUAACAGGCUAAAAAUCGAAUUGGCAAAUGUAAUUCCAAAUGGCAAAAUAUGAAAAUCACUAAUACUCAGUUCAGAAUCUUUUAGUUAAAGUCUGUUAUAUAAAAGUUUUCAAUUCUCCACAACUUGCGGUUUAGUAAAUAAUUCCUUGAGAAAGCAUUUUCCAGCGUUUAACCCCUUAAUGACACAUGACAUGUGUGACAUGUCAUGAUUCCCUUUUAUUCCAGAAGUUUGGUCCUUAAGGGGUUAAGGGGUUUAUCUGCCUAACACAAGUGAAGGAUUGCUGGAUGGACAAACAUUGGUUAUGACAUUUACAUUUGUUUUUCGGUAAAUAUUUAAAUGGACACUAUAGUCACCAGAACCACUACAGUUAAAUCGGUUGGUUCCGGUGUCUAUAGCCUGUCCCUGCAGGCUCAGCACUGUAAACACUCCAUUUCAAAGAAAAGGCAGUGUUUCCAUUGCUGCCAAGUAACAUCUCUAAGUGCAGUCACUCAGAUGGCCACCCGACGGGCUUAAUACAUUCAGUGGCUUCACACACUGCGUGGAGAAGCUGAAUGCUGCCCAUAGAGAUGCGUUGAUUCAGAAACUGAUUGGCCGGGGUGGCGUUUUGCCGCGCAUGUGCAAUAGUAUUUCAUAUUGUAAAGCAUUAUAUUGGCUAAAAUCAUCAAGAUUGGUGAUUUCAGCCAUGGAGGCAGCUGUGGCGAAACCAGUGCAGCAAGGGAAAAAUUGCUUUUAAAAUGAUAAAAUGAAAGAGAAAUAUUUAACUUCUCUCAUAUUUUGAUACAUUUCAUUAUAUAUAUUUUUGAUAUUUUAAUAUUUUGGAAAAGAAUCUUGACUCAAGGAUUCACUAUGGCUGACCAUGAAGGCACGGCGCAUGCGACAUCACGGUAUAUUACGGUAUGAGAGCAGGGAAGUAAGAUUCCUAGCUCUCAUACCCAGCAGACUUGGAGGCGUGGCUUGAAGCCACGCUUCCAAGUCUUCUAUUUUGUUUAAUACUGGGUUUUGAACGGUAUGACAAGUGGCAGUACUGCACGCAUUAUAACAACUUCAAUAAGAUGACAUUUUUAAAGUGCCUACAGCGUCCCUUUAAUUUGAAGCCUUAGUAGUUUAGGAAUGCUGCCAUGGAGCGAUUUUAAUUAAAGGGUUACUCCAACUCUAAAUCAGUAAUAAGGGUGGACAGUGCUGGGCAAACAGUCCUGAUAAUUAUCAUUUUUUUGGAAAAGCAAUAAUUUGUAAAUGUGCAUCCUUCCUAGAUUCACUUGAACCCAAGUUUCUUUAAAAUUAGUAAUUUGUCGGAACCCUAUACAUAAUGUUCAAAUUGAAAAGCAAUGAUGUUAGAGUUUGCACCGAAUGCAGCUAGUGCCGGAAAUCAGGCUGGAUUUCAGCCAUUUUUACAGAGCUUCAUUUAUCCGGGCAAAACCUAAUCUAAAAAAAACUUUGGAAUGGAGAUUCCCCACCGUGCUUCUCUGUUAGAAUCAUACGAUUCAACAAUUCUCAGCUUAAACAGGAAGCGCUGGGCAAAAGAAAAUCUUCAUUAGCAGAAAAAGAGAGGUUUUUUUUUUCAAAAGAGAGAGAUUAGCAAACAUUUGUGUGAAUUUUAUAUAUAUUUUUUGCAACAAUAAUUUGCUUUAAAACAAAUAUAUAUAUUUUUCAGGGAAAUAGAGUUUCCCUUUAAUAUUGGGUGCUGAAAAUUACUCCCCCCAAUGUUUGACAAACUAGAAUAUCUAUAUCCUAGUGCCUGAGAUUAAAGGAACUGCAGCCUUUUAACUAGCAUGAACACUAAUCCUAAAAGAAUUACAAUUAUAUACACACACACACAAAAUGGUGAAUAAUGUAUUAUGAGAAGAUUAUGCUCUUACAGAGUUCUGAAGAAUUCACCCUCGGUCUCGUGGUUUAUCAUGAUGUCUCCAGACCCCUCAAUGGCAUUAUUUCCCAUAAUAAAUGAUUUAAUAUUAUGUAUCAUAUAUAGUUUGGAUUUUGCUAGAGACAACACUAAGAACAUAUAAAUAAUGCUUAGAUUAUACAUUUUACAAGAUUGAAUUUUUUAUAUUCAUGAAUUAUUAAUAUUUAUCAAGCAUAAUAAAACCUAAAUUCAUCUUUAUAUCAGUCUUUUUCGCCAGGGACUGCGAUGAACUCUACCAGCUGGGCUACCGUAAAAACGGUCUUUAUAUAAUCCGGCCAGAUAACUCCAUCAUGAUUGUGGUCCAGUGCUACAUGCAUGACUGUGGUGGGUGGACGGUUAUCCAGAAGAAUAGCUUUAACACGGAGAUCACGUGGAGUGUGGCUUGGAAAACAUACAAAUUCACGUUCGGCAACAUGGCAUCUGACCAUUGGCUUGGCCAUUAUUAUAUACACCUGCUAACAGUGCAGAAAUGGAACAAAGUAAAGAUUAUUCUGGUCGAUUCUAAAAACACAACCAGGUACGCAGAGUAUGACAGUAUCUAUGUGAAGGAUGAAGAUCACGGGUACCAGCUGCGACUAGGCACCUACAGCGGUGAUGCCGGUGACUCUAUGACUUCCAGUUCCCUCAUAAACAUGCAUGACAACAUGAAGUUUUCCACCCACGACCGUGACAAUGAUCGAAGCCACAAUAAGAACUGUGCUGACAAACAUGGAGGUGGUUGGUGGUAUGAUUCGUGCUAUGUUGCCCAACUCAAUAAGCAAAACGGAAUCCACUGGGCAACGUUAUGUGACCAUAACUGUAGAAAGUCUAUUAUUAUGAUAGCACCUAUCCAAAUGCACUGCUAUCGGGUCUAGAUCAUAAGUCAAGGAGGUAUCUCAAAAGGACUGAAAGUGGUUGGUAGCAUCAGUCAUUAAUAGUAAAAUCUCAGUGCAAAUAGAUCUGGGAAAAACUCCAAUGCUCUAAUUGCACCAGCAAAAAUUAUUGGUCCAUUUGGAUUGGGAGAUACAAACAAAAUUGGUUGUGGUCCUUAACCCAGUCAUCAAGGCACACUCCAGGUGUUCUCAGGAUUGGGACCAAGCUAGGAAUUCUGAAAUACUGGGCUCUUGGUGUGCCUUUAAUAUCGGGUUAAGAACUACUGAUCUAAAUCAAAAUAAGUGAGUAAAUUAAUUGAUAUAAAAUAAAUAAUAAAAUAUACACCUAUGUACUUUUUAAUUAUAUAAACAAUAUUCCUGUCAUUGAAAUGCUUAAAGUGGUUCUGUUCCUUUCAGAUCGGGUCUUGAUCAUAAGUUAUAGUAAUUGAUAUGCAAAUGAGGGACUACUGUACAAUAUGGG
This is a messenger RNA of Pelobates cultripes (western spadefoot toad), 6276 nucleotides long. Lineage: Eukaryota; Metazoa; Chordata; Amphibia; Anura; Pelobatidae. The record is from the annotation of a GenBank genome assembly.